Penicillium bovifimosum is the source of this 564-nucleotide messenger RNA. Its product is annotated as histone-fold domain-containing protein. Bases 1 to 564 code for a protein of 187 amino acids. The transcript has 4 exons. Gene Ontology annotation, molecular function: protein heterodimerization activity. Gene Ontology annotation, cellular component: CHRAC; nucleus. Lineage: Eukaryota; Fungi; Ascomycota; Eurotiomycetes; Eurotiales; Aspergillaceae. The record is from RefSeq and is a predicted model, not a curated record.
AUGGCUCCAAAGGCUGUGGCAGAGCCGGAUGAGAUCACCGGACAGAGCGCACUUCCCAUUGCUCGAAUCAAGAAGAUUAUUCAGUUGGACGAGGAUAUCGCACAAUGCUCGAACAAUGCAACCUUUGUCAUCGCAAUGGCUACCGAAAUGUUCAUCCAAUAUCUUGCUGAGCAAGGACACAAUGUGGCCAUAUCUGAGCGGAAGCCACGCAAGACUGUUCAAUACAAAGAUCUCGCUGCGGCGGUAUCACACACAGACAACCUUGAAUUCCUCGCCGAUGUUAUCCCUAAGACUACCACCUACAAACAAUUCAAAGAGAAGAAGGCAAAAGAUGCGGCCAACCAAAGCGUCCUGGAGAAGGGACAGCGUACACUCAAUGGUAGCGGUGCUCCCUCGGCAGCAGCAAAUGGCAUGCCCAAGGGAGAUGCCACCCCACACAGAGACGAGUCAAAGACUACAUCGCCGUCGGUUUCUCGGCCGAUGGUGCCUGUGAGCGCACUGAUUGCAGACCGAACAGUCGAACCCAUGGGGAACCCUGACCAUGAUGUUGAAAUGCGAGAUUGA